AUGAAUAAUUACCAUGGCCAGGAAGAGCAACAGAGAACUUCUAUGAAGGUCCGUCGACGAGUUAUCAGUGAUUUUGCUCUUUUUCUGAAUCGCAACGAAGGCAUCGCUACGGAGAACAGUGACCCCGCAAGAAUGACCAGCUCCCUUGUGAACACGGCCUGGAAGAUAGCGGCACAAUUUCAGUUUACAGACAGCGAUGUUCGGAGUUGUGCUCGCCAAUUUAUUGAGGAGAUGAGGCAGGUUGCUGAUUGGAAUAUUCAUCAGGGUCUCAGUUUGGCAGUCGACCUUGGCGGUACAAAUUUGCGAGUAUGUUCGGUUGAUUUACAUGGGGACGGGACGUUCCAUGUCGAGCAGACUAAAGUUGCCGUGUCGAAGCAACUCAUGGUCGCUCCAGAAGCAUCGCAAUUAUUCUCCUAUAUUGCCGCACAGAUCAAGGACUUUUUGGAGCUCCAUCAUGGAGACUAUCUUGGGUGUUGCAAGGCUGGUGACCUACAACCCCUGAGCCUAGGCUUCACGUUCUCGUUCCCUGCCUAUCAAACCAGCAUUCAAUCAGGAGUUCUCCUGCGCUGGACUAAAGGCUAUGAUAUUCCCUGCGUAGUAGGACAAGAUGUCUGCCAACUUCUUCAACAAGAGAUCAGUCUGCUUCGGCUUCCGGUGCGGGUGACGGCCCUGGUCAAUGAUGCCGCUGGAACGAUCAUGUCGCGCGCCUAUACUUUGCCCCUACCUCAGACUCGUACGUCUAUUGGUGCCAUUUUCGGCACAGGGACGAAUUGUGUCUAUCUCGAGAAGCUUUCAAAUAUAUCCAAACAUUUGGAUGGGGAUUAUGACAGGUCCACCGGCGAGAUGUUUAUCAGCAUCGAAUGGGGUUCGUUCAACAAUCAUCUUUCGGUCCUGCCGAACACGCCUUACGACGAAGAAUUGAACGCCUCGAGUGCGAAUCGUGGCAAUCAAAUGUUUGAAAAACGAGUCUCGGGUAUGUUUCUCGGCGAACUUCUUCGAAUCGUCCUUCUCCAAAUGCAUGAGGAUCCCCAAGUAGGACUGUUUCGCCGUGGCGAUUUGAUCGGAGUCUCAGGCCUUGGUGCCUCGUCUCCGUUGCGACAGCGAUGGUCAGUCGAUUCGUCAAUUCUGUCCACAGCCGAAGCGGACACAGCAGAUGAUCUAGGAUUGUUGAGGGAGGUUAUUCAGGGACAACUCGGGGUUCCAUCGGCCAAUAUCUCCAUUGAGGAUGCGUCGGCAGUGAAGACCAUUGCUUGUGCAAUCGGGAGGCGUGCUGCAAGGCUAGCUGGUAUGGCAAUUGGUGCAGUGGUUUUGAAAGUUCUCUCAUCAAGAAGGGCUCAAGCUUCUCCAGUACAACGCGACAUCAAAAAUCAAACAGUCAAAGCCUCGAAUGGAAUAUGCGUCGCUUCUGCGAUAUCCGAUCCGGAAACGGAGGCCACUCCAGAGCAGGACAUGAUCGAUAUCGGGGUUGACGGAAGUUUAAUUGAGCACUAUCCAAGAUUCGAGAAGCACAUGCGUGAAGCCUUAAGGUCGAUUGAUGGGAUUGGUGUCGCGGGCGAAAAGAAAAUAAGGAUUGGCAUAGCUAAAGACGGCUCGAGUGUCGGCGCGGCUAUUAUCGCCCUUCUCGCAACACAAUCAACUUUCUGA
This is a messenger RNA of Uncinocarpus reesii 1704, 1644 nucleotides long. RefSeq names its product glucokinase. The transcript is spliced from 2 exons. Gene Ontology annotation, cellular component: cytosol; mitochondrion. Bases 1 to 1644 code for a protein of 547 amino acids. Gene Ontology annotation, molecular function: mannokinase activity; D-glucose binding; ATP binding. Gene Ontology annotation, biological process: intracellular glucose homeostasis; glycolytic process; glucose 6-phosphate metabolic process. The record is from RefSeq and is a predicted model, not a curated record. Lineage: Eukaryota; Fungi; Ascomycota; Eurotiomycetes; Onygenales; Onygenaceae.